UUUCUUGGAAAAAAUGUGUUGAUCUAGAAAAUGAAAAUAUCACACUAACAAUGGGUCAGUAUUGAAUUGAAUUUUUGAGAAAAGUCAAUAAUCAAUUUAUUAGGAAAAACAGUUUAAUAUGAAGAUGAGUUUGCGAAAGAAUGAAAGAGUUUGAAAGUGAAAUUUGAAAUGAAUUUUUUUGUGAAACCAUUAAGCUUGCUAUGAAUCUUUGUCUGCUUCAAUUGUUAUCCAUUAGUUUUUCAUUAACAUGCUUAUUUGAUGGAAUCCAGGGUCAAUCAUGUCCUGCUCUUGAAUCACCAUUGUAUGGCAGCUUGUCUGGACCAUGUUUAACCAACCCAGGAUCAACAUGCUCAAUACGAUGUAACCCGAGUUUUGAAUCUUUGGGUUCUUGUGCAAGAGUUUGCCAGCCAAACGGUUCCUGGACUGGUUUACCUUUGAUUUGUCUCAAUCGUGCCAUAACAUGUCCACCUUUAACCUUACCCGAAAAGUUAUCCAUGGGUGGACCUUGUUUCAAUGUUGCUGGAGGAAUAUGUCGCUUUGGUUGUCCCGUGGAUUCAACAUUACUUGGGCCUGAGUCAAUUUAUUGUACCAAUUUGGGUUCAUGGUCAGCAUCACCACCCUCUUGUUCACCAAAUGGAUGUCCAGCUUUACAAGCACUAGACAAUGGUCAAUUAACUGGAAUGUGCGGUAUCCAAGAAACAAAUUCUGUUAUCAUUCCUGGAUCAAUUUGCUCAUUCACAUGUAACCCAGGAUACCAGUUAAUUGGACCAGAUCGUUUACUUUGUUUAAGUACAAGUCAAUGGAGUCAAUUACCUCCAAGAUGUCAGCAGAUUGUACGCUGUAACCCUUUAGCUCCUGUGGCUAACGCUUUGAUGAUUGGAUCUUGUUUUGGUGAAUUGCUCAUACCUUUGAACACUUGCUCGAUCUCUUGUAACCCCGGCUAUCUUUUGGUAGGCCAAUCUUUGUUAACUUGCACAACGGAUGGAACCUGGAGUUCAAGUUUACCCUCAUGUAUUCCAGUUACUUGUCCUCCUUUGACUUUUGCUGGACCAGACAGACCACUCGCAUCAUGUGUUAAUCCUCAAGGCUCACAGUCAUCUGACUCAAAUAUAGUAUCUGGUUCAACUUGUCGGAUCUCAUGUCCAUAUUGCACCAUCCUAAAUGGUCCUUCAUCAAUCUCUUGUUUACCUAGUGGUCAAUGGGACGGUUCUGUAGGUACCUGUUCACCCAUCAAUUGUCCAGACAUAACAAACAUGGCCACACCUGAUUUUAUCACUUCACAGGGUAACUGUAAUAAUGCGCGUUGUGAUGAUAUUUGUACAUUUAGAUGUACUCCAGGGUAUGAGAUUCAGGGCUCCAGCUCUUUAACCUGUGGUCCAAACGGUCAAUGGAAUCAACCCAUCCCUCGUUGUAUACAAUCCAAAUGUCCAGACUGGUCUGUUCCUACUGGAGGAUUGUUCAUCAAUGAGUGUCCCGAAGGAUUAAAUUGUCCCUCGUUGUGUCCCGGUAUCCCAAAUCAAAGAUGUAAACUAAGGUGUGGAGCUGGAUAUCGAUUAGUUGGAACAACUGAAGAAGUUAUUUGCACACCAAGUACUCUUCAAUGGUCUCAAGCUUUACCGACUUGUGAACCUAUUCGUUGAUUUUAUCAAAUCAAUGAAAGUGAAGCUAAUUCAUAGCAACUGUAUCCAAACGAUAUAAAAAAGUAUCUAUUCACCUUGCUUUUUCUGACUAAAAACUCUAAAACAUAUUAUUACUACUAAUCAUCAACAUUAUCUACUCACCAUGUCAGUGUGUCUUCGGCCGCAAUCUUACUCCAAUGUUAUCGUCGCCCAUUACUUGUGAGGAUGGUUUGUGAUGGAAAAGAGUUUAUUUUCAUGCGUCGCGACAUUGUUCGCCCCACAACUCACCUCUAAUCAUGAGGUCAAGAGGAUUU
Messenger RNA from Tetranychus urticae (two-spotted spider mite), 1933 nucleotides. Its product is annotated as P-selectin-like. The record is from RefSeq and is a predicted model, not a curated record. NCBI's taxonomy places the organism in Eukaryota, Metazoa, Arthropoda, Arachnida, Trombidiformes, Tetranychidae.